Molecule: messenger RNA, 1725 nt
Organism: Colletotrichum chrysophilum
Lineage: Eukaryota; Fungi; Ascomycota; Sordariomycetes; Glomerellales; Glomerellaceae
Exons: 4
Coding region: 1-1725 (574 amino acids)
Molecular function (GO): thiamine pyrophosphate binding; magnesium ion binding; carboxy-lyase activity
Source: RefSeq, a predicted model, not a curated record
AUGGCCGAUAUUCGAACUCAGGCGCUUAAAGAGCCCAUUGAUGUCGCUGAAUACCUUUUUAAGAGACUUCACCAAGUCGGCGUCCGCUCAGUCCACGGCCUUCCUGGAGACUACAACCUUGUUGCUCUCGACUACCUCCCUGGGUCUGGCCUGACUUGGGUUGGCAGUGUCAACGAACUCAAUGCUGGUUAUGCGGCCGAUGGCUAUGCGCGCGUCAAGGGAAUCUCUGCCAUCAUCACCACCUUCGGCGUCGGUGAAUUAUCAGCCAUCAAUGCCCUCGCCGGCGCAUACUCCGAGCAUGUCCCCGUCGUCCACAUCGUCGGAUGCCCCUCCACCAUCUCACAGAGAAAUGGAAUGCUUCUGCACCACACUCUAGGCAAUGGAGAUUUCAACGUCUUUGCGAACAUGAGCUCACAAAUCUCUUGUGAUGUCGCCAAGCUCAACAAUCCCGCCGAGAUCGCCAACCAGAUUGAUCAUGCUCUCAAGGAAUGCUGGAUUCGCAGUCGUCCAGUGUACGUCAUGCUGCCUACCGACAUGGUCCAAAAGAAGGUUGAGGGCGAGAGACUGAGAACACCUAUUGACCUCAGCGAGAUCCCCAAUGACCCCGCGAAAGAGGACUACGUCGUCGAAGUUGUCUUGAAGUCACUACACGCGGCCAAGAAACCAGUCAUGCUCAUUGAUGCCUGCGCCAUUCGGCACCGUGUGCUCCCUGAAGUCCAUGACCUUUUGGAGAAGGCCAAAGUGCCUGUUUUUGUCACUCCGAUGGGCAAGGGCGCUGUCAACGAGACACAUCCCAACUACGGCGGUGUUUACGCCGGAGAUGCCUCACAGCCCGACGUCAAGGAGAGAGUGGAAUCUUCUGACUUGAUACUUUCCAUUGGCGGUCUCAAGAGUGAUUUCAAUACGGCCGGCUUCUCUUACCGGACAUCACAGCUCAACACUAUCAAUUUCCACAGCACGCACACAACAGUUCGAUAUUCGGAGUAUCCUGGCGUCACCAUGCGUGGUGUCUUGCGCAAGGUGAUCAACAACCUCGACCCGGAAAAGCUCAGCAUCGUACCCUCGCCGGAUGUCUCUAACAAGCUGCCCAUCGACGACAACGAUCUAUCCCAGACCAUCACUCAAAAGUACCUAUGGCCGAGAGUUGGCCAUUACCUCCGCGACAACGACAUCGUUGUUACCGAAACUGGCACCGCCAACUUCGGCAUUUGGGAUACCAAAUUCCCGGCCGGUGUCACAGCUUUGAGCCAGGUCCUUUGGGGUAGUAUCGGCUGGUCUGUUGGUGCUGCGCAGGGUGCUGCACUGGCCGUCAAAGACGCCGGUGAAGACAGGAGGACGAUCUUGUUCGUUGGCGAUGGAUCAUUUCAGCUCACGGCGCAAGAGAUAACAACAAUGUUGCGCCAUGGCCUGAACCCGACAAUCUUUGUCAUUUGCAAUGACGGUUUCACCAUUGAGCGGUUCAUCCACGGCAUGGAGGCCGAAUACAACGAUAUAGUCCAGUGGCAAUACAAGGAGUUGGUGACGGUAUUCGGUGGAACCGAGCAGACGGCCAAGAAGUUCGUCGUCAAGACCAAGGACGAGUUGGAGAAGCUCCUGACCGAUGAGAAUUUCAACAACCCCACGACGCUGCAGUUUGUGGAGCUCUAUGUCCCCAAGGAGGAUGCUCCAAGAGCUCUUAUCAUGACAGCUGAGGCCAGCGCCAAGAACAACGCCAAGGUCGAGUGA